GAGUUGGAGAGUGUACCAUUUACCAGGAGGCUCAAUAUCCAAAUAAUACGGAAGCCACCCCAACGCGCGUGUGACUUUACAGCAGCAGGAUAAAACGUGCCGAUGACAUAACUGUGAGCUAGAGACGCGUAUCUUAGCAACCACUAACCUGUAACCAAAGUAACGAGCGUUAGCGUGUGCAGUGCCUCGGUUUCACACCGUUACCAGCCGAGUGUCUGCAGAGUGUGGGGUUCGGAUGCUGUGGUGAAGAAGAGUGGUGCCUUGGCGUGUGACAACAACGACGGUUUGAUCGCACUGUGCAAAAUGGAGAGCAACGAGUCGAUGGUUACUGAUGUCCUUACGGAAGAAAAUCUUACCGUCACGGAACGCGAUUGCACCAACGAGCUGCCAACCGUACAGGAAUAUCUCGAUGGCAUAACUCUCCCACUGGCGAUAAUUAUCGCUACCACUGUACUGCUAAGUAUUGCGACCUUUAGUGUGUUCUUCAAGAAUGCCUACCACAUCCUGCAUCGAACGCCCAAACAGUUCAAAACUAAAUCGAUCCUGUUGCUGACAAUUUAUCCGCUCGUAACGCUGUUCGGUGUGGUGUCCAUCUCCGUGCCGCGUGCCUUCUUCCUGUGCGACACGGUCAUGCACGUUUACUUCAUGAUCUGUGCGUACGUUUUCUUCAGCUUGUGCAUGCAGUAUGUCGACGGGGAAGAUGCGCUCAUUAAAUCGACCGACUCGCAAACCUUUUCCCUUCGCACACCGCCGCUGUGCUGUUUUGUGCCGCUGUUCAAACGAGCCCCCGUAACAAAGAAUCGAUUACGCUUUGUGCGUAUGCUUAUCAUGCAGCUGCCGGUCGUUCAAACCGCUCUCUUUCUGGCUUUAAAUGUCGUAUUUGUGGAGGAUUAUCCCAACUUCAACCGCAUCAUCCUGUACUUUGUGCCAUUGAUCGUCAUCUCUAUACUGCUCGGUGUGUGGGGAUUGAACAUUCUCGUGCGAAUGCUUGCCCCACUCUAUUCGGACCUUAAGUUGAUGGGCAAAUAUUUUGUGUUGCAAGCAGUGCUCAUACUUUGCCGGAUACAGCCGCUCGUCAUAGCGGGUAUCGUGAGCAGCAGCAUUUCCGAAUGUGUCUUUCCCAUCACGCUGCAGGUGCAGAAAAAUGCAAUAUUUCAACUGUGUUUGAGCUUUGAAAUGAUGGUACUAUCCUGUUGGGCGUCUCUGCUUUACAAAUCACCCUCCAUUAUCGGUCCCGGAUAAGCACACGAAGGGCAACGGGCAACAUUUGAAUCUGGUUCCUUGCGACAAACAAGAAUAGCAUACACGGCUACCUAUCGGCUGAUGUAAAAUUAUCUGUGUUUUAAUGUUUAUGUGUGAUACCAAACCCAUCCCCAUCGUACCCGGCAAGCGGAAUCAGAACCGGGGAAGGAUGCUAGUUGGCAGAAACACACUUAGCCAUUCUUGCCCCUACAUCUUUCCCAGUGGUUCGCUUAGUGUUCGGCGGGCUAUGAAACGAUGUGUAUUAUUUCGGUGGAAAUCUUACAGAAAGAGCUAAAUAGAGUGAGUAGUAUUUCAAACCAACCA
Molecule: messenger RNA, 1566 nt
Organism: Anopheles stephensi (Asian malaria mosquito)
Lineage: Eukaryota; Metazoa; Arthropoda; Insecta; Diptera; Culicidae
Product: organic solute transporter alpha-like protein
Exons: 9
Coding region: 304-1242 (312 amino acids)
Biological process (GO): transport
Molecular function (GO): transporter activity
Source: RefSeq, a predicted model, not a curated record